Messenger RNA from Peronospora matthiolae, 309 nucleotides. NCBI's taxonomy places the organism in Eukaryota, Oomycota, Peronosporomycetes, Peronosporales, Peronosporaceae. The record is from the annotation of a GenBank genome assembly.
AUGAGUGUCCGCAUUCCAAGCGAAAACGACGAACUAUUGUGCAGCCAAUUUUUGCACAAAAUGCUAAGACGACACCCGACACGCGUGGAGGAACGAGCCGACGUAGCGGCCGAGUACGAGUCGUACUUGCAGGAGAAGGAGCGGAACGCGAAAAGCACCAGCAGCAGCACCAGCAGCCGUCUGCAACCUCCCGUCUUGACAUUUCCGCCUUCUCCUCCUUCCGGUGCAGCGAGUGACUCGAUAGCUGCGAGACAAGAGGCUCGGCGACAGGACGUUCGUACCCGCAUUGGCUUGAACCGGUCUACUUAA